Molecule: messenger RNA, 1950 nt
Organism: Asparagus officinalis (garden asparagus)
Lineage: Eukaryota; Viridiplantae; Streptophyta; Magnoliopsida; Asparagales; Asparagaceae
Product: suppressor of mec-8 and unc-52 protein homolog 2
Exons: 11
Coding region: 147-1844 (565 amino acids)
Biological process (GO): mRNA splicing, via spliceosome
Cellular component (GO): nucleus
Source: RefSeq, a predicted model, not a curated record
AGGUUUUCCCGGCGAUUUGUCCCCUUCACUGAGUCCUCAUCGCCUCUCCCGCUCUCGGCGAUUUCCUCCGGCGACGUCGUCUCUUUUCCGACGGCCUCUCUCUCCAUCUCUAUUCUCUUACUUCGUUUUGCUUCGAAGUUUCGGCCAUGGCGUCAGCGCGCAAGUUUCACAAGGAGAAGAUGCUUCGAAGGAAAGAGGAAAAACAAGAAGAGGCGGAACUUCCAAAGUACCGAGACCGUGCUAAGGAACGCAGAGAAGACCUGAACCCUGAUUAUGAGCCAACUGAGUUGGGUUCGUUUCAUGCAGUAGCACCUCCUGGGACUGUUGAUUUAAGAAUAGCUGAUGCGCACAAAAUAUCCAUUGAGAAUAGCAAGUAUCUUGGAGGGGACGUAGAGCAUACACAUUUGGUCAAGGGUUUGGAUUAUGCUUUACUUAACAAGGUUCGGAGUGAAAUUGACAAAAAACCAGACGAUGAAGAUGAAAAGGAUGGAAAUGCAAGAGCAUCUAAGGAUGAUAAACAACUCUCUUUUCGUACUGCAACUGCAAAGUCAGUGUACCAGUGGAUGGUCAAGCCACAGACCGUUGUUAAGGCUAACGAGAUGUUUCUUCCUGGUCGAAUGUCAUUUAUUUUUAAUAUGGAGGACAGUUUUUCUCAUGACAUCCCUACCACCCUGCAUAGAAGCAAAGCCGACUGCCCGGUUCCAGAGGAGAUGGUUACUGUUGGUGUGGACAGUUCAGUUCUUGACCGAAUAGCUAAAAUCAUGUCAUAUCUUCGACUUGGAUCUUCAGGAAAGCUCCUGAAGAAAAAGAAAAAGGACAAAGAUUCAAAAGGAAAAGUAUCUGUUAAUAAUGAGUAUGAUGAUGAAAAGCCCAUUCAAUCCAAUGGUAUCAAUACAAAGCAUCAUCCAGAAAGAGAAAUUAUUCCGCCUCCGCCUCCCCGGAAGAACAAGGUCGAGCCAAAAGAAAAACAAGAUCAACCUCCCCCCAUUCCUAGGGUUGAAGAAGAGGACAUAUUUGUAGGGGAAGGUGUUGAAUAUUCAGUUCCUAACAAGGACAUGAGUGAGAGCCCUCCUCUUUCUGAGGACAUGGAAGAGUCGCCACGGAAAGAGAGGCAAUCUUAUUUCAAUGAACCUGUUUAUGGCCCUGUCCCUCCUUCAGAACCUGCUCAGACUUGGGAACAAACAAAUGGGUAUGAUAUGCAAGGUCAAGUGGUGGCUGCUGGCUACCCAGGAGAAUGGCAGGACUAUCAAUACGCUGAACAAUUGGCUUAUCAAGAACAAUAUAUGCAACAGAACAUUCAAGAAUACGAUGUUUCAGCAGGGACAAAUGUUCUACAAGACCCUCGUUUUAUGACUCAGGAAGAGAAAGAUCGGGGCUUAGGUUCUGUUUUUAAACGGGAUGAUCAGAGGCUUCAACAAUUGAGGGAAAAGGAUGCUCGGGAGAAGGAUCCAAAUUUUAUAUCCGAAAGCUAUUCAGAAUGCUAUCCUGGUUACCAGGAGUAUAAUCGUGAGGUUGUAGACAGCGAUGAUGAAGAUGACUUGUCAAAGAUGGACAUGGGUGGUCGGGCGAAGGGUCGUCUCCAUCGAUGGGACUUUGAGACAGAAGAAGAAUGGGCUACAUACAACGAGCAGAAAGAGGCAAUGCCUAAAGCAGCAUUUCAAUUUGGGGUUAAAAUGCAAGAUGGGCGGAAGACAAGGAAGCAGAACAAAGAUCAGAAGAUCAAUAAUGAGCUUCAUAAGAUCAACAAGAUCCUCGCGAGGAAGAAGGGUGAGAGAGGAGGCGAUGGUGGUGAUGAUGGCGGUGAUGAUAAUGAUGUGCAGCCUGGGAAAAAGCUUCGGGUUUGAUGAGAGAUGUAACUGUUUUAUGCAUUGAAUUUGACAUUACGUGAAGCUUUAGCCAAGUUAGUAGGAAUUUGCUUUUGUAAGUUAUAAGAGGAAAUGUUCUGUAUGA